CAUAACUGGUUAUCAGAAAUUGCGUGACUCACUAUCUAUCUGCAGCAGUCAACCAGAGGGCGUAGUCAUAGGCUGACUCACAUUCGGAGAUAAGCCCCGAACUCUGUCUUCUUUCGGAUCCGAGCCCCGAGUUUCUACUAUUAAGCUCAAGACUUCCAAACUCUCGAAAACGAACUCAAGCCCUAUAUUUGACGUCUACAACCAUGAGUGAACAACCAGUUGGUCCAAUUACACCCUCGGGCACCGCGUCCGCACCCUCUCGUGGGUCCCUUGAUGGACGCUACACUUCUAUUAUCCCAUUGGAACCAUCUCACGCCGAUCCAAGCUGGAAGCACCUUGGCGGCGAGGAAAACGGUCAUCUUUGGACAUAUAUGUUUGGAGGACCAUACCUUGAUCAGCAACAAUGGAGAGAGGCUGUUGAAGGAUUCAGCAAGUCUGAGGAUCCAUUCUUCUAUACUGUUCUCUCUGGGCCACGCGAUGAUCCCAAGUCUGAACCUGUUGGGCAAAUGUCUUACCUCAACAUCGUUCCAAGCCAUAGAAGGAUUGAAAUUGGGAGUAUCAUCUUUGGGUCUCAGUUGAAACAGACAUGUGCUGCCACUGAAGCCUUUUAUCUGAUUAUCAAGCACGCCUUUGAGGAUCUUGGUUAUCUAAGAGUCGAGUGGAAAGCCAAUCAUCUCAACAAACCUAGUCUCGCAGCUGCUGAGCGAUUAGGCUUUGUUUUUGAGGGUAUCUUCAGAAAGCAUAUGAUUCUUAAAGGAAGGCGUCGAGACACAGCUUGGCUCAGCAUUACUGACGAAGAGUGGCCUCUUGUUAAGAAGGCAUUUGAGGCUUGGCUCAGCGAGAACAACUUUGAUACAAACGGAAAGCAGAUCAAGUCUUUGAAGGAUAUAAGACAAAGCUUGACAAAGGACUAAAGUAAGUCGGCACUUGCUUGACCAAUGAAGCCGUGCUGAAAUUACUUAAGAGGAAGGAUGCGGAAUGUAACGACGACAGCACUAUAUAUAUCUAGAUAUUGCCUUUUGCCGGACUCAAGAUUUUGUAUUCUUAAGGCUGAUUUAACAUCAUAGAAUGUCGGUAUGCGGAUUCUAUGGCCGAGGCUUCAUCUGAGACCAUUAAAAAUGUGCUCUUACCUGUCUAUAAAUUCUCACACACCGCUCACCAUUCAUUGUCGAAGCCGAUCGGACUUAGGCACGUUUUCAUUGAACUCACAACCCUGCCUAUAGUUCUCGGCACAUCAGUACCGAUGUGUGAAGAUCAACCUGGAGAUUGGCAAAUCAAUACCAUGGAAGAGUGGUGGAAGCAUCUAAUCCAGAGCCUAGACCUAGUCGAGCUUGCCGGUCGCUCUGUUUUGCGUAGCUCGAGUGCUGUAUGAAUUGCCGUGCCGCGAACCUUAAAAUGGAAUAAUUCCAAAUACCAGUAUCCCCGUGAUUAC
This is a messenger RNA of Fusarium odoratissimum NRRL 54006, 1432 nucleotides long. RefSeq lists its product as uncharacterized. The record is from RefSeq and is a predicted model, not a curated record. The transcript has 2 exons. Bases 204 to 914 code for a protein of 236 amino acids. Gene Ontology annotation, molecular function: protein-N-terminal-alanine acetyltransferase activity; protein N-terminal-serine acetyltransferase activity. NCBI's taxonomy places the organism in Eukaryota, Fungi, Ascomycota, Sordariomycetes, Hypocreales, Nectriaceae.